Messenger RNA from Mycena citricolor, 784 nucleotides. The record is from the annotation of a GenBank genome assembly. NCBI's taxonomy places the organism in Eukaryota, Fungi, Basidiomycota, Agaricomycetes, Agaricales, Mycenaceae.
AUGCGCGCCAACGUCUUCUGCCUCCUCUCUGCUCUCGUCGCCUGCGCUGCGGGCAUGGCCGCCCCCAAUGCGGCUGUGGUGACGACCGCUGUGGGGAUCCACCCCGGCAACAACUACGGCGCGCCGAUCCCGCCCUGGGAGACCGGCUGCCAGCCCGGUUGGUACUACGGCCAGCCAAGCAACGCGCCCGCCGAGCUCGCGUCGCUGGUGUACUCUGUUGGCAGUCUCUUCGGCACUCUGCUGUGCGAUCUCCUGCGCCUGCUGCUGGGAUGCGCGUUCUGCCCGUCCGGGCCGCCCCCGCCGACGAUGCUUCCGGGCAGCGGCGCCCCGUAUAGCAAGCCGCCACCCCCGCCGCCUGCUCCCUACGGCUACAGCUAUGGGUUCCAGAAUCUCACGUGCGCGAUCCAGAUCUUCGUGCCGGCCAAUGCGUACGAGACGUUCGGUCUGGUCGAUUCUCCGCAGGCCUGUGCCGACAUGUGCACUGCGAACCAAGACUGCUGGAGUGCGAACUAUUACCACGACAACAACAGCAUCAAAAGCUCGCCGCUGCUCACGUGCUCGCUGUUCCGUGUCGUUGCGACUCAAAAGGACGCCAUCAACUGUGGCCAGCAGCAGCAGCUCGGCCCGCAGGGCCCUCAGAACUCGAUCACCUCCAGCUAUCUGCUUAUCAAGUCCGGCCAUUAGGCCCAUCCGCUCUCUUUUCUAAAUAUGUUUAUUUACACCUGUCCUCCCUAUUAAUGUCCCGCUUUAAAAUCCACGGCGAUUGCCUGUUUGACUUUGUGAA